Messenger RNA from Gopherus evgoodei (Goodes thornscrub tortoise), 1713 nucleotides. RefSeq names its product dynein heavy chain 7, axonemal-like. The record is from RefSeq and is a predicted model, not a curated record. The transcript is spliced from 6 exons. The coding region runs from base 80 to 535 and encodes 151 amino acids. Lineage: Eukaryota; Metazoa; Chordata; Testudines; Testudinidae.
CCGUCGGCGACUGGGCCCCGGGGGAGCUGGCAGGAGCUUGCGUGGGAGCGGAGCCCCCGAGCCGGGAGGAACCGCAGAUAUGGGCAGCGAGCAGCCCAGACCAACUGGGAAAGGAAAAUUAUUGAAGACGACUGUAAAAUUUUUGCCACAGUUGGCUCAGGUAAGCUCUAAGCCACAGUGGCAGCAAGCUUCUCCUUCAUUUCAUCUGAGAAAAGAGCAGAAAGAUGAUGAGCCAGAUCAGUUUAUUGUCAAAAAUGAGCUUUCACCUGGACAAUAUUUGGAGGAGAGGAAUAAGAGACGCAGGAUACAGGACUCUAUGGUUAAUGAACCAGUUGCUGGAACAUCAACUUCUAAAGCAUGGAGCAGCUAUCAUCCAAAAAAAGAUCGUGAAAAUUUCAGAAGUACUCUUGUUAACAUCAUCAUGCAGCAAGACUUUACUUUGCAACAGCCUGUUUCACUACAUGAAACCCAGUCUCCAAGAACGGGUUCUCCCACGCCCAUAGAGAAAGACAUUUUGCAUGGUGGAUGGCUUUGAGUUUCACCAGUGCUUCCCCUUCAGUCUGACCCAGCUGUCUGUUUUAUCUUGUAGUAGAAAACUACUUCUAAUUAGUUCCAUCCUAACUUGCUUAACUUUUUAAAGAUAAAAUGAAACAAAAAGCUAAUCAGAUCCUACAGAUGGACUAGUAAAACCCAAAUAAAAAGAAGAAAACAUGUGCUGGAUAGAAAAUAUAUAUAAUUUUAAUCUGUGUUUCUGACAGUUAUUUAAAAAUCAUUAGGAAUUUGUUGCAUGUUUUAAAACAAAUUAAUUCAAAAUAUCACUUUAAAAUGUGCUUGUUAUGAUUACAUUUUCUUUUCUCAUGAGAACGUAUUAGGAAAUUAAUCAGAUAGAGGACUCUAAGUUGCAUUUGCAAUUUAGUGAUGCAAUUGUCUGAUUGAUAUGCACAACUGUGGGUUUGUGGGUCCAACAGAUGUAUAUGCUAAUUAUAUGAGAAUAAUGUUGGCACCCACAGUAGAAAAUCUUAAUCUCAAAAAUCAGCUUUAAACCAAAUAAACAAGCAAAUUCAAAGUUAAGGUUUAUAUUCCAUCUCUGACUCCUCUUUCUGUGUCUACACAAUUUUCAGCAUGGUUGUUAUAUAUUGGCAAAGAACUGGUUUACAUGGCAAACUACUGCACAGCAAGUCAGAAUAUGACACUAAAGUGCACCAGCUGUGCUGUAAAGUUCCACGUGAAUGCUGCUACAACACAGUGAAGGUCUCUGAGUGCAAUUUGUUAGGACUUUCAGUAUGUGUGUGUUGUGGCAGUGUCCACAUUACUGACUGGAAAGCUAGUGCUCUGUAGAGGCACUGUUAUCAAUGUUUAAUAUGGAUUAUGACAUGAUAUUUUUGAAUGCAAUUAUACCAUCUUUAUAACUUUUAGAAAUAAUUUUGAUUCACUUAAUAAAUGCAUUAAGAAAUCAGAUAAAAGCUAAAAUUAAACUUAGUUAUAUAUAGUUUAUAAUGUAAAACAACCCUUAGUACCCUUGAAAUGUACUUAUGCUUCCAUCAAAAGCAGCACUAGCAAUGACAUCUUUAUCUUUUUGUUAUAAUGCCAAAUGGAGCCAACUUAUUUAAUGCCUUUAAUGUACAGAAAUACUACUAUUACAUUCAGCAUGGAAUUGAUACAGAACAUGUCGCUCCAAUGGAAGACUCUUGGCUGGAGCAUGUAUUGGAUUUA